Pyrus x bretschneideri (Chinese white pear) is the source of this 1888-nucleotide messenger RNA. Its product is annotated as pentatricopeptide repeat-containing protein At2g20540. The transcript has 3 exons. The record is from RefSeq and is a predicted model, not a curated record. Gene Ontology annotation, biological process: RNA modification. Bases 1 to 1629 code for a protein of 542 amino acids. NCBI's taxonomy places the organism in Eukaryota, Viridiplantae, Streptophyta, Magnoliopsida, Rosales, Rosaceae. Gene Ontology annotation, molecular function: RNA binding; protein binding.
AUGGCAACGAGAAUCAGCGCCUUAUCUGUCAGAGAACUGGAAAAUUCCUUCGUACCCAAGUUACUGAAUUGCAAAAGCACAAAAGGGUUGAAGAAAAUUCACGCUCAGAUUGUGAAGCUCUCGUUGUCACAGAGCAAUUUCUUGCUGACAAAAAUGGUGGACGUGUGUGAUAACAGUGGGGAUUUGCGCUACGCUGGUUUGCUAUUCGAACAAGUUAUGGAGCCAAACGUGUUUCUGUUCAACGCCACGAUCAGAGCUUAUACGCAUAAUCAAAUGUAUGAUUUAGCAAUCAAUUUGUAUAAGCAAAUGCUGAGAGAAGCAGAGAACCAAAAACUUCCUGACAAAUUCACGUUCCCAUUUGUGAUCAAAUCUUGCGCGGCGAUAUUCUGUGAAGUUCUGGGGAGGCAAGUUCAUGCCCAAGUGUGUAAAUUUGGGCCGAAGUCGCAUUUACUGAUUGAGAAUGCUUUGAUGGAUUUGUAUUUGAAAUGUGAUAAUUUAGCAGAUGCACACAAGGUGUUUGACGGAAUGUCUGAACCGGAUGUCAUUUCUUGGAAUAGUCUCCUUUCUGGGUAUGUUAGAUUGGGGAAGAUGAGAGGGGCAAGGGCAGUGUUUGAGGAAAUUCCUAACAAGACUAUUGUGUCUUGGACAGCAAUGGUUUCAGGGUAUACGGGAAUCAGGUGCUACGCCGAAGCUCUGGAUAUGUUCCGGCGAAUGCAAAUGCUGGAUAUUGAACCUGAUGAGAUUAGUAUUGUUUCUGUUUUGCCGGCUUGCGCACAGCUUGGAGCUCUUGAGGUUGGGAAAUGGAUUCACAUGUACUCGGAAAAGAAGCUGCUAUUGCAGUCGGUUUGUGUUUGCAAUGCCCUGAUUGAAAUGUACGUGAAGUGUGGCUGCAUUGAUCAGGCUUGGCACUUGUUUGAUCAGAUGUUGGAGAGGGAUGUGAUUUCUUGGAGUACCAUGAUAGCAGGGCUGGCGAAUUACGGGAAAGCUCGCGAAGCAGUUGAACUGUUUCGAGAGAUGCAAAUAGUUAAGGUUGAACCGAAUGGUGUUACGUUUCUAGGUCUUUUAUCAGCCUGCACACAUGCUGGUUUAUGGAAUGAGGGAGUUAAGUACUUCGAUUCCAUGAGAGAAGAUCAUAAUAUAGAACCAGAAAUCGAGCAUUAUGGUUGUUUAGUUGAUCUUCUGGGACGUGCCGGACACCUUGAUCAGGCUUUUGACAGAAUAAACAAGAUGCCGAUGAAUCCAGGCUCAAAGAUUUGGGGUUCGUUGUUAAGUUCCUGCAGGACUCAUUGCAAUCUCGAGAUUGCCAUUACCGCAAUGGAGCACCUUUCGGUGCUUGAACCAGAUGAGGCAGGGAACUAUGUGCUACUUUCCAAUAUAUAUGCAGACCUAGGGAAGUGGGAGGAUGUGUCAAGGAUGAGGAAACUUAUAAGAAGUAAGAGCAUGAAGAGAACCCCAGGUUGCAGUUCGAUCGAGGUUGACAAUGUGGUUAUGGAAUUUGUGGCCGGCGACGAUUCAAAACCAUUUGCGAGAGACAUCUUUUCCAUGCUAGAGCUGCUUCUUUCGGAGCAGAACAUACCAGAUGAUACGUUAGACGCUACACCAGAGGACUGCAGUCAACUUUUGUGUUAAUUCGGGAUACACUCAGGCUGAGAAGCGCCCAGAAAAACAAAACUAUGAGGAGGCCAACGGCCGAGGAAAAUGGUGUUAGAACUAUCAAGACAAGUAGGAAACUGGCGACGACGAAAGAUUUCCAACCAAUACAAAAUGACACCACGACAACAAAAAUAUCGGAGAUUCAAAAGCAAAGUUGAUCAGUUUCAUUGAUAUAAACUCCCAUACCACAGAAAAAAAAACAUACAAAUCCUACUCCUAGCGGAACUACUGAGCA